CUCAAUUAUUCAGGUCAGAAUAACAAUGGUGUUAAUCAUUUGGGUGUCUCUGUCGUGCCUGCUGGGACUCGUUCGGUGCUAUCAGGGCACAGACUUGAAUCCUUUUGAACUAUUGAGGCAAGAAUUAUAUGGUGCGUCAACAUGGGAAACCGCGUUGAGCUGGGAGAAGCCACAUGCUGUUUAUAUUGGGUCUCAGGAAGGACUGAAAGAGGUUGAUAGAGUUGGAAGUUUGCCUGGACAGCCCGGUGAUGGGGUGGAUUUUCAUCAGUAUUCGGGUUAUGUGACGGUUGAUCCUGAGGCGGGCCGAGCAUUGUUCUAUUAUUUCGUGGAGUCAGAUCGCAAUGCUUCGAGUAAGCCACUGGUUUUAUGGCUUAAUGGAGGGCCUGGUUGCUCUUCCAUUGGAAAUGGAGCUAUGAUGGAACUUGGCCCAUUUAGAGUAAAUAAAGAUGGUAACACCUUGGAUCCAAAUCAAUACGCAUGGAAUCAAGAUGCCAACAUCAUAUUUUUAGAAUCCCCGGCCGGUGUGGGAUUCUCGUACUCAAAUAGAACCUCAGACUAUAAAUUAAGUGGGGAUCUAAGAACUGCCAAAGACUCCUAUACGUUUCUUGUUAACUGGCUCCAAAGAUUCCCAGAGUACAAAACCAGAGAGUUUUUCAUUACAGGAGAGAGCUAUGCAGGCCACUAUGUACCCCAGCUUGCUCGCACUAUCCUUCAAAACAAUAAGCACAGCAAUCAAAUUACAAUCAAUCUAAAAGGAAUUGCAAUAGGUAAUGCUUAUAUUGAUUUUGAAACAACUAUGAGAGGGGCAGUUGAUUUCUAUUGGACGCAUGCACUUAUGUCGGAUGAAAUAUACCAUGGAAUUGCAUCCAACUGUGAUUAUUCCAAACUUAGUUUAUCAUCCAAAGAUUGUUUAGAAUUUGUGGAUAAAGCCAAUGACACUGCUGGUAAUAUAUAUACAUAUGACAUCUAUGCUCCCCUGUGCAAUUCGUCUUCAACUUCCAAUUCCGUGAGUAAAAUGAACUUCUGUUUUGUUUUACCCCUAUGUGUCAAGUUGGUGAAUACAAUGUUCCCUGCUCGGAAACAGGUGUCGGCUUUCGAUCCCUGUUCGGAAAAUUAUGUUCAUUCCUACUUAAACAACCCAGAAGUUCAACAAGCACUUCACGCAAAUGUUACUUCUCUUCCUUAUCCAUGGAAAUCCUGCAGUGGAGAAGUAAAUCGAAACUGGAAAGAUAGACCAUUAACAGUGUUGCCGGUCAUUAAGGAAGUAAUGGAAAGCGGAGUUCGGGUUUGGGUCUACAGUGGUGACACAGAUGGUGCCUUGCCUGUGACAUGUAGCAGAUAUGCCAUAAACAAACUGGGGAUGCCUGUUAAGACAGCCUGGUAUCCAUGGUACAUUCAUGGGGAGGUUGGAGGGUAUGCUGUUGGAUACCAGAACUUAACAUUUGUGACAGUAAGAGGAGCUGGACAUUUUGUACCUAGUUACCAGCCAGCUAGGGCCCUGGUGCUCUUCUCCUCCUUCUUAAACGGAAAGCUUCCGCCCUCUGCAUGCGGGUUCAACCGUUGAGAAAAUGUAAAAUGUAGCUGUCUUUGAUAUAUCAUGUUAACCGUACUAUGGGACAACCUAAGGAGUGCAUUUCAUCCUGUGAAUAGAUAGCUCAUCGAGCAUGUUCUAUUACUUUUUGGAGUCAUCAGAAAAUUCUUCCGGAAAGCAUGUUUUAUGGCUGAAUAGAGGUGCCAUAUUUAUCUAUGGUUCUGCAUCAAAAGAUAGCUUUUCGAGUUUAUUUUUGCAUGGUUAUUCAUUGUCUCACAUUAAUCAAUCCUAAUAUGCCAUA
Hibiscus syriacus is the source of this 1832-nucleotide messenger RNA. RefSeq names its product serine carboxypeptidase 1-like. Gene Ontology annotation, molecular function: serine-type carboxypeptidase activity. The coding region runs from base 26 to 1564 and encodes 512 amino acids. The record is from RefSeq and is a predicted model, not a curated record. Gene Ontology annotation, biological process: proteolysis. The transcript is spliced from 6 exons. Gene Ontology annotation, cellular component: vacuole. NCBI's taxonomy places the organism in Eukaryota, Viridiplantae, Streptophyta, Magnoliopsida, Malvales, Malvaceae.